Molecule: messenger RNA, 231 nt
Organism: Linnemannia hyalina
Lineage: Eukaryota; Fungi; Mortierellomycota; Mortierellomycetes; Mortierellales; Mortierellaceae
Source: the annotation of a GenBank genome assembly
AUGUCCCCCAUCGCCACCUCCGCUGCUCUCAUGGUCCGUGCCUCUGCCACCCCCCUUCGCGCCGCCGCCAUUCGCCAGUACUCUGCCGCCGCAGGCGAGCCAUCUGCCGCCCCUGCUGCCUUGCACUCAACCAAGAAGCUUGCCAUUGCUUCGGGAGUCGCGUUUGUCGCUGGUGUCGACCUCACCUACGCCUACUUCACCCUUGGCCAGAAGAAGGAGGCCACGGUCUAA